Solanum dulcamara is the source of this 919-nucleotide messenger RNA. RefSeq names its product calcium-binding protein CAST. NCBI's taxonomy places the organism in Eukaryota, Viridiplantae, Streptophyta, Magnoliopsida, Solanales, Solanaceae. Bases 152 to 757 code for a protein of 201 amino acids. The transcript has a single exon. Gene Ontology annotation, molecular function: calcium ion binding. The record is from RefSeq and is a predicted model, not a curated record.
CCCAUCAUUGCAUUAUCUCCCACACUGUCAACUGCUUCUACGACUACUCACUAUAUUUAUUCAUAUUUUCCUCAUGAUCUCCAUUACUUCCUCAUAACUUUUUUUGCGAAACAAAAAUAGUUUUAAUCGAUCGAUCAUCUAAAGCAAGCCGAUGGGAUCAGUAGCAGAUGACAAUAAGGAUGAAUGUAAACGAAGUCUUACCAGGGGAAAACUCAAGCCUUCUUCCUCAUCGUCGUUUCGUCUUCGGAGCCCCAGCCUGAAUUCCAUUCGUCUUCGUCGGAUCUUCGAUGUGUUCGACAGAAACCACGACAGUUUGAUCAGCGUGGAAGAACUCAGCCAAGCACUCAACCUGCUCGGAUUAGAUGCCGAUCUAUGCGAGAUUGAGUCUAUGGUGAAAUCAUACAUCAAACCAGAGAAUAGUGGUCUUAGAUUCGAAGAUUUCGAAUCUCUACAUCGCUCUCUCAACGACGUCUUCUUCGGGUCAAAAUAUGAAGAUAAGCUCGGGUUGGAUCAGGAUCCGGAUCCUGCACAGGAUGAAUCGGAUCUGAAGGAAGCGUUUGAUGUUUUCGAUGAGAACGGUGAUGGUUUCAUAUCGGCGAAGGAAUUGCAGGUGGUACUAGAGAAACUUGGAUUGCCGGAAGGCAGUGAAAUUGAUAGAGUGGAGUUGAUGAUUUCGUCAGUUGAUCAGGAUCACGAUGGCCGCGUCGAUUUCUUCGAGUUCAAGGAUAUGAUGCGCACUGUUAUUGUUCCUUCGUGAUUUUAGUUUUUUCUGUAUGCGAAAUUCUGGGCGACUGAAAAGUGUCGUCACUUUCAGGCCGGUUAUGUUUACUUGUUUUUUGUAUUGCUCAACAGUUGUUUCCUGCCAUCUUUGUAUCAGACAUCCUCAUCUAUAACGUGAAAAAAAUAUGCAUAUCCGGAA